AUGGAUGACGUCGUCGCCGCCUCGAGCACGACGACGCUGAAGACGGACGUCUACGCCCUCGCCGCGUGCUCAUCCAGGGGCGAGCGAGCGACAUCGACGCAGCGUGAGAACAUGCGAGUUUUAGUCGGCGCGCUGGAGAACCCGACGGCGUCGCCGGCGACGUCGGAGCUCCUGAGCGGGGCGUGGGAGCUGGUGUACGAGGAGAGCGGGCACCCGUUUCGAUCGUCUCCCUUCUUCUGGGCGGUCGGAAAGCUCCUGGCGGACAGUGCGAACUUCUUUUAUGACGCACACGAGCACCAGACGAGCAUGUUCGGAGGUGGAUGCGGCACGUGCCUGCAAAUGAUCGACGGGAAGGCGGAGACACUGACUUCGGACGUCAUCGUCAAAGCGUCAUUUGGCGUGCCCUUGCUCGGCUUUGCCCCUCUCGUUUCGGCUUGGGGGUCGGUCAUCACGAAGGGAAAGAUGCGUGUGGUAGAUGAGAACACCGUGGCGGUCCCACUCGGGUCUCUCACGACGACUGUUCGCCAAGAUGACACCUCCAUUUUGCCGGCGUUUAACUUCUUAAACGGAACCACUGUCCCUGUCGGCGACGUCAUGGGUCGUAUCGCCGACGCUCAAGACGAGGUUUUCAUGCGCAUCACCUACUUAGACGACGACAUGCGGAUUUCCGAAAUCGAGGACGGCACCACGCUCGUCUACCGUCGCAAGAUGUGA
Molecule: messenger RNA, 714 nt
Organism: Ostreococcus tauri
Lineage: Eukaryota; Viridiplantae; Chlorophyta; Mamiellophyceae; Mamiellales; Bathycoccaceae
Product: Plastid lipid-associated protein/fibrillin conserved domain
Exons: 1
Coding region: 1-714 (237 amino acids)
Source: RefSeq, a predicted model, not a curated record